AUGGUGAAUGUGCAGUUAAUGAACCAUGGAGUGUUGGAUGAAGGGAUGAGGAUGAUGAAGGAGAACGUGCAAGGGUUCUUCGAUCUGCCCCACCACGAGAAGCAAAAGUCAGCCCAAAACCCGAAGUCUCGAAGGUUACGUGCUUUCGUCACCUCUCACGACCGGAAGCUGCAGUGGAACGACGCGAUCUUCCUCAAAUGCCAUCCCGCUCAUGCGAGAAAUCUCGAUCUGUGGCCAAAAAUCCCCCCGGAAUUCAGGUCAUUCGGUUUCCAUCCUUUCCGUUUAUGUCAUCAAGGACAACCGCCGGGUCACGGUUCCACCUGCCUCGGCGGCAUCGUCGUGAAUUUAGGUCAAAUCAUGGAGGUUUACAGCAAUGCCACGUACAGAGCGCCGGAUCACGACGCUGGUGAACAAAGAGAAGGAGAGGGUGUCCAUAGCAACCUUUUGCUAUCCCAGCCCGUCUGUCUGGCCGGACCUUCUCCCAGCUCCUCGCAGCCACCGGACUCCCCCUAUCUACCAAAACCCUCUCGAACUCGGGAGAAUUCCUACAAAGGUUUAAGCCACAAGCUUGAUGAUGCGGUUCCUUUCAUCGACACUCUCAAGCUGUAG
Messenger RNA from Eucalyptus grandis, 609 nucleotides. RefSeq lists its product as uncharacterized. Lineage: Eukaryota; Viridiplantae; Streptophyta; Magnoliopsida; Myrtales; Myrtaceae. The record is from RefSeq and is a predicted model, not a curated record. The transcript has 2 exons. Bases 1 to 609 code for a protein of 202 amino acids.